UCUCUCUCUCUCUUCUCACGGAACACAAAAGGUCUAGUUAUUUCUAUAUAAAGGUUACUUAUCCAUUGUGUUUACGCAGUUCUUCUGUGGGAUAAAACCAGAAGAAGAUGUGUCUGAGACCUUCAGGAUCAUUCCCAGACACACGCACACCCACGAUGAGAUCAGCUUCGUGCCACAACAAACGUAAAUCUAAGAAACAAACGCAUAUUCGUGUCCUUAGUCUCACCAGGAGAAGAAGAUUACUGAGACAAGAGAAGGAGAUGGAGAUGAGAAACUUGGAGCUUUUCAUAGAGAAUCAAAGCAUCAUACGAGAGAAUGAGGCUUUAAAGAAGAAAGCUUUUCUUCUUCACCAAGAAAACAAUGCUCUCUUCUCUCUUCUUCAUACAAAACUCUCCCCUGUUUCCACCUCCUCCUUCCUUUAGUGAUCUUCAUGAAUCGUCUCUUAAUUAUGUUCCUUCUCGUCUUCUACUGAAAUAAAAACAACGGCUCUGAACCUUUGUUGGGAGACCUAAUGUACCAAGUAGUAAUUUGUGGGGUAAAAAAAAACUCGGUUAAAAUCGAUGAACCAGAAGUUAAACCAGUAUUGGAUCAGUGCUAGUUUACAAAACUUAAGUUAAAUUAAGAUUGGGCCUGGUUCUCAAACUAUUCCAAUUUGUAUUUAA
Molecule: messenger RNA, 662 nt
Organism: Thlaspi arvense
Lineage: Eukaryota; Viridiplantae; Streptophyta; Magnoliopsida; Brassicales; Brassicaceae
Source: the annotation of a GenBank genome assembly